Rhodotorula toruloides NP11 is the source of this 2526-nucleotide messenger RNA. RefSeq names its product lipopolysaccharide kinase. The transcript has 6 exons. The record is from RefSeq and is a predicted model, not a curated record. Bases 1 to 2526 code for a protein of 841 amino acids. Gene Ontology annotation, biological process: protein phosphorylation. Gene Ontology annotation, molecular function: protein kinase activity. NCBI's taxonomy places the organism in Eukaryota, Fungi, Basidiomycota, Microbotryomycetes, Sporidiobolales, Sporidiobolaceae.
AUGCCGGCAGACGUCUGCGAAAUCGCUGCGCAGAUUGACGGCCUGCUGGAGGGCCAAGGCCGGGAGUUCAGCGGCGAGGUCAAGGCCGUGUUGCGUUUGGCGAAAGAGCAGGCGCAGGAGGUGGGCGGGAGGCUCCAGGCGAGGGAGGAGCAAGCGACCAAGGAAGACAAGCUGCUGGCGGAUCUGGGCUGCACGUCUACCGAUUCCCUCGUCAAGGUCCUCGCCGUCUGCCGUCUUCUCGGUAGAACAGUGCCUCCUAGCCUUACGUCGACGGAAUCUUUCAGCUCUUCCUCCUCCGGGCACGAACAGACGCGCCCCCUUGGCGGCACUCCCUACGUUCCAGAAGCUGUGAUUGUCCUGCCGGGGCUGAACGAAGUGCUUGGCGCUGAACUCCUUGACUACCUACAUGAGAUUCUCGACCCAGACUUAUGUCAAUUUCCCUUGACCAACUUGCCUCUCGAGAAGCGGGAGGUUGUCCACGCGUUUCUGUCGCUCCUCCAACCCGAAGACGAUCGAGACUGCUUUCCCAUCGCACAGAGCCCCGAGACUGAGACGAAGUGGCACAUCUUUCGACUCCGCGCCAUCUUUGCCUCCUUCAUCCGCCUCGUCAACGCCUUCUCGCGAGCCGGAACGCCCCGCUUCGUCUUUGGAACUUCGCACAAGUCCGACGUCUUUCGCCCGGACUGUCUCGUCUGGCUUGACGAGCUCUUCCCGGGCGACGAUCCGGCAUUGGUCAGCGAGGAAACGGCGACGCCGAGGUUGCAGCUAAAUGGUGCAGGACGAGACCAGAAGCCCGAGGUUUCCAACGAUCCGGCUCGCGCCUCGCCUGCGCAACAGGCAGCUCCGUCAGCGUCAGCGUCACCGGCAAUGACGACGAUGCCGUUUACCACCUCGACGCCGGUCCGAGUCAACACCUCAAGCUCAUCUGGCGGCGUGGCACCUGCUACUCCCUCUCCAUCGACUCUGCGCGCAGCCAAUCCCAACCUGUCCCUUCCGCGACGCAUCGAGGAACUAGCGAGGCGCGGCGAGCGAUCUUGGACGACGCUGCAGGACUCGGACGCCAGCGAUGGCAAGUCUUCGCGACAAUGUGCUGUGCUCGACGAGAUCUGCGUCGCUUUCCUCUCCAGACCUCCUACCCUCCGCCUCGGGAACUGCUGCGACGCCGACUUCUCGUUCACCGCGUUCGCGCUUUCGAUCUACCCACGACCGCCCGACGACGCUCCUCCGCCCACAAAGAAGCGCAAGCAGCGACACGGCGAUGAAGCUUUGCUCGAGCGCCAGUUCAUUAGGGAAGAUCAGGCCAUCGGUUUCCUCCUCGUCCUUUCGCCUCUCGUGCGGAACGACAAUCCCGACCUCCUCCGCGCGCUCCUGUCUUUCGUCGCGCCCCAUCGUCGACUUCAAGCUCGCGUGGCAAAGGAGCUCGUACAACUGGCUCGUCACGUCGACCUCGAGCGGCACAUCCAGAACGACUUGCAGGGAACGUUGAUGCUGCCGCCUCCAGUCCUCGGCGGCUUCGGCGCAUCGAUGGUCUCCGCAGAUGGAGCCGGCGAAUUGGCGAUGACUCGCAACGCAGGCGUCGAGGCCGGACCGAGCGGAGCGAUGGAAAAGACUAUGCCUCAUGCUGGCGGCGGAGGGGACCACUCGAGUGGAAGAAGCGGAGCGGCCGCAGAUGGCCAGCUUACAGACGCUCCCGACACUUCCGUCGAUCUCGAGGAGGACGGCUUACCCGCGAGCACUCCUCUUCGCAUGUCAAAGUCACCUUCGCCGCACUCUUCACCUGCUCCGCCGCCCUUACCCCCUUUUGUGCAACCCGUUCGGCGGCGCACCGCAGCUCAAGAUCUCGACUACCUCGCGGUAAAUCCUCUACCAGUCACGUUUGACUGGCUCCCAGAAGUGCAUCGCCCCGCGCCUGCGAAAUCGACCAGAUGGAUCCGCUUCGACAAGCCUCAACUUCAAGUUCCGUCGACCGAACCCGAAAUCUCCUGGACGAACCUCGUCGUCGUCAGAGAGCUGACCUCGUCGCCGGAAUACCGAGUUGCCGUCGCCGCGUUGACAACCGACCCUAGGGUCGAGCUCAUCAUCAAGGAGGAGUACCUUCGCUAUAUCGACGACGAUCCGAUGAACACGCCACGAAACGAAGCGGCGACGUACGAGGCGCUCGAGGCUGCGGGCCUCGGGAGCGUCUGCGCGCCGUAUGUCGGCCUCUACAAGGUUGUCGAUGGGAACCCGAAGCUUGCGCUCGUGACGGAACGCUGGGGCGAGCCGCUCAAGGACUUUGAGCUUUCGGAGGAUGAACGACUGCACCUCGGAGAGAUGCUCUGGGACCUGCACGACCGCGGAUUUUACCACGGCGACUUUGCGGCGCGCAACGUCCUCGUCGACUCGGAGCGCAAAUUCCGCCUCAUCGACUGGGAGUCGAGCUACCGCAAUCACGUCUGUCCCGGUCACAAGCGAUGCCUCGAGCUCUACGAAGCGCUAGCGCAACUCAGCCUUGCCGUCAACGAUCCGCCGGAAAACGCGGCAUAG